Molecule: messenger RNA, 5024 nt
Organism: Cavia porcellus (domestic guinea pig)
Lineage: Eukaryota; Metazoa; Chordata; Mammalia; Rodentia; Caviidae
Gene: Rasgrp3
Product: RAS guanyl releasing protein 3
Exons: 18
Coding region: 1275-3185 (636 amino acids)
Biological process (GO): positive regulation of GTPase activity; Ras protein signal transduction
Cellular component (GO): plasma membrane
Molecular function (GO): guanyl-nucleotide exchange factor activity; calcium ion binding
Source: RefSeq, a predicted model, not a curated record
AAAGCUUUGUGUGCUGUCUACAUUUUUACAGGAUAAAUUCCUGAAGCAGAAUGCAUUAUUUCCUCAUGAGUCUUACGUAGGAAACUUACAUAGCUAUCACCUUUUCUGUGGGGGGGAAUCAAACUCAUGACCUCGCGCUUACCGGGCAGGGGUAGUGCCACUGAGCUAUAUCCCCAACCCCUCUAGCUACCCUUUGAGUUGGGUAUUAUGUUUUUUCUUUUGCAAAUGAAGAAUUUGAUCCUUAAAUACAUGUGUGACUUAUUUAGUUCAUGAGUACAGGGAGUGGGGAACAGGAAUCCUGGUUUCCUUUUCCAUGGGGUGCAUUUUUCCCACCUGGAUUUCACACUAUUUAGGAAAUGGUUAAAAAGUCAGGUGAGAUGGCACAUGUCAUGUAAUCACAGCACUUGGGAGGCUGAAGCAGGAAGAUCACAGCAAAUUCAAGGCCAGAAUGGACUCUGUAGUGAGUUUAAGACCAGCCUUCAUUGCAAAGCAAGACCCUAUCUCAAAAAAAGGAAAAAAAAGAAAGAAAAAGAAAGAAAGAAAGGAAGAAAAGAAAAGAAAAAAAAGAAAAGAAAAAGAAAGAAAAAAAGAAAGAAAGAAAAAGUUUAAAAAGCAAGACUUUACAGUGGAACUAUCAAGAGAAUUAUUAAGAAUUCUCAGUAAGAGCAUCCUAAGUAACUAGAAUACAGGGGACACAGUAGUUCACGCAGUGUAUAUUUUCAUCUGGCCUUUUAACUGAGGACAGCUUUGUGAGCUGACGGUCUAUUAAUAGCAGUUACGGUGGAGGGCCCUGAGGAUCUUGCAAAGAAGCUGUCUGUCACAGGCACCGAGACAUUGCUUGCCUACUCUCUAUUCCAAAGGAAAGAACACAGAGCAUCUGGACCACUUUUCCAAUGUACUUAUAACUCAAAUUGAACAAAACAGCUCUGUGGACAUUUCCCUUCACCCACUUCCCAAUGAUGAUAACUGAUCUGAAAAUCCUUUCACACCUGGAAAUCUAUUUAUAUAAAAGCAGCAGAAUUUUCUUGCAGUGCAAUUAGGAACAGAGUCUACGACUAGGCAGGAGAAUCCCUGACUCGCCCUGUGGUGGAGAUGAUCUGUCUGGUGCUGAAAAUGUCUCCGGUGUUCUGACCGCGGUCAGCAGCCAUGGAGUCCAGCAGCCUCGGGAAAGCAGCCACGUUAGAUGAACUGCUGGGCACUUGCAUUGAGAUGUUUGAUGACAAUGGCGAGCUGAAUAAUAGUUAUUUGCCACGAAUUGUUCUCCUGAUGCACCGAUGAGCACGUACCAAAAUGCCAGUGGAGAGAGCUGCGAUGAGUUUCGAUUAAAGAUCUGCUAUUUCAUAAGGUACUGGAUUCUGAAGUUUCCUGCAGAGUUUAAUUUGGAUCUUGGUUUGAUUCGCAUGAUUGAGGAAUUCCGGGAAGUAGCUAGUCAAUUGGGAUACGAAAAACACGUCAGUCUCAUCGACAUAUCCAGCAUUCCUUCCUACGACUGGAUGAGAAGAGUCACACAGAGGAAGAGAGUAUCCAAGAAGGGCAAGGCCUGUCUGCUGUUUGACCAUCUGGAGCCCAUUGAAUUGGCAGAGCACCUCACUUUUCUGGAGCAUAAAUCUUUUAGAAGGAUCUCAUUUACUGAUUAUCAAAGCUAUGUCAUCCAUGGCUGCUUGGAGAAUAACCCAACCUUGGAGAGAUCUAUUGCUUUAUUUAAUGGAAUCUCUAAGUGGGUCCAAUUGAUGGUUCUCAGCAAACCAAGCCCCCAGCAAAGGGCAGAAGUUAUCACAAAGUUUAUCAAUGUUGCAAAGAAGCUCCUUCAGCUCAAAAAUUUUAACACCCUGAUGGCGGUGGUGGGAGGCCUUAGCCACAGUUCAAUUUCACGCCUCAAAGAGACCCAUUCCUACCUUUCUUCAGAGGUGACAAAGAACUGGAAUGAAAUGACAGAAUUGGUCUCCUCCAAUGGUAAUUAUGGCAGUUACCGCAAGGCCUUUGCCGACUGUGAUGGUUUCAAGAUCCCCAUCCUUGGAGUACACUUGAAAGACUUGAUAGCGGUCCAUGUCAUUUUCCCGGACUGGAUGGAGGAGAACAAAGUGAACAUUGUGAAAAUGCACCAGCUCUCUGUUACCCUGAGUGAACUGGUCGCCCUGCAGAACGCCUCUCACCACUUAGAGCCCAACAUGGAUUUGAUCAACCUGCUCACUCUCUCUCUGGACCUCUAUCACACAGAAGAUGAUAUUUAUAAACUGUCGCUGGUGCUGGAGCCUAGAAAUUCUAAAUCGCAGCCUACCUCCCCCACGACACCCACCAAGCCUGUGGUACCCCUGGACUGGGCAUCCGGGGUGAUGCCGAAGCCAGACCCCACCAUCAUCAACAAGCACAUACGGAAAUUAGUUGAGUCUGUGUUUAGAAACUAUGACCAUGACCAUGAUGGGUACAUCUCCCAAGAAGACUUUGAAAGUAUAGCGGCCAAUUUUCCCUUCCUGGAUUCCUUCUGUGUACUAGACAAAGAUCAGGAUGGUCUAAUCAGUAAAGAUGAAAUGAUGGCCUACUUCCUGAGAGCUAAAUCCCAACUGCACUGUAAAAUGGGACCAGGAUUUGUCCAUAACUUUCAAGAGAUGACCUAUCUGAAGCCAACCUUCUGUGAACACUGUGCUGGAUUCCUUUGGGGCAUAAUCAAACAAGGAUAUAAAUGCAAAGACUGUGGAGCCAAUUGUCACAAACAGUGCAAAGAUCUCCUGGUUCUGGCCUGCAGGAGGUUUGCCCGGGCGCCCUCCCUGGGCAGCAGUCAAGGGUCACUGCCCGGAAGCCCCUCGCUGCCCCCAGUGCAAGAUGAGGUGUUUGAGUUUCCCGGGGUUGCUGCUGGACACCGGGAUCUGGACAGCAGAGCCAUCACACUGGUCACAGGCUCUUCUCGCAAGAUAUCCGUGAGGCUACAGCGGGCCACGACCAGCCAGGCCACACAGACUGAACCUGUCUGGUCCGAGGCUGGUUGGGGAGACUCAGGGUCCCACACCUUCCCCAAAAUGAAAUCCAAGUUCCACAACAAAACAGCAAAGAACAAAGGCUUUGCUAAGUGGGAAAAUGAGAAGCCCAGGGUGCAAGCAGGUGUGGACGUUGUAGACCGGGGCACCGAGUUUGAACCUGCCCAGGAUGAAGGCCUGGAUGAAACCAGACAGGAUGGUGAGGAUGGCUGACUUCAAGCUGAGGAAACUGAGGCAAUCAUGUUGGCUUUGGGAAGGAGCAAGAUGAGGAGCUCUGAGGAACUCUCCAAUCUCAGGAAGUUUUCUGGAAAGAUACCUGGAUAUUUUCUGCUGUAGGACAUUGUGGGAUCACCGUGGUUGGCCAAUGGGACAGAAGAUUUAUCCUAAUAAUGAACUAUUUAUUCUUCCUCCUUAUCCCUAGUUAGGUGCCACACAGACUGUGUUAUGUAGCUAGCUGUCUUCUCACUGUAUUUCUCUUGAGCCGUUUAUAUAUGGGUGAAAUGGAAGCUUCUGUGCAUACACUGGAUACUCUCAAACCUCCGCCUUUGCUGUUUUGUGAGGCUAUUUCAAUUCUGUGGACUUUGGGGAUGGGACCAGUACUUAAUGUUUUCUUUCUUGAGGGACAAGGAAGCCACUCAGGCCUGGAAUCUUGCAGUUCUAGUGAAGAUCAUCUGCAAGGAGAAGCCAUUCAUGUUCCUGCUACACAGUUGCUGUGAUGUAGAGUAGGUCCCAUGUCCCUGUCAUCAAAGUCUCACCAGUUCUGCAUCACUAAGGGUCUGGAAGCCAGCUGUGAAGUGCUCCUAGUAUUUAUAAUAGCCAUGGGGGAAAAUGAAUUGCACUUGUCUUAUCUGACUGCACACCUUUACUUCUUUAGAGCCCUAAACCAGGAAAAGCUAUUGAAAAAUCCAUGUUUUGGGGAAUAAAAUUUAGUAGAGAAGUCACUUAACAAACCACUAGGUAAACUGCAAAAUCUCUGCCAAUUUGUAAAAGUUCAAAGUAAUUCUAAUUUUUGUUUAAAAUUGUUUUUUGUUCUGAAAGGUGAUUCUUAUACCCUUCCCAAAUCGAUUUCUAUCCAUAGUUAAAAGACUAUUCGUUAAAAAGAAAGCCAUCAGAAAUCACCUUGAAUAUUUCAUUUAAACUUUGAAAAAAAUAUUAGUAAUUUAGGUAUUUUCCUCUGGCCCAGAGUAUCUAGAUAUAGGCCUAUUUCUUAAAUUAUUAGAGAGAGAACUUGAUUCAGGAUGUUCAGAAUAGAAGCCUGGUGCUAGCAGUAUACACCUGUAAUUCCCAGCACUUAAGAGGCUGGGGCAGGAGGAUUACCCCAAGUUCUGAGCCACCCUAGGCAACAUAGAAGGACACUGUUUUAAAAAACCAAAAAUGCGGGAAAAAGCUGUUUGAAAUAGAGAUGGAAUUGAGCCUGUGGGUGAGGUGAAAGACUGCUGCAAGUGACCAGCCAGAAACUGUCACAUAGAGGCACGUGGUCGCCAUAUUGGAAGGCGAUUUUUAAAUACAUAGCUCAGUAGAACUAACUGGAUAUGUGGCAGUCACUUUUUUCUUCUCUUUUCUUCACUGCGGACAACUGAGGACAGUUCUGCAGGGCCAACUUGCUGAGCACUGGCUCUGGACAGGCCCUGUGCAAAAGGCACAAAGACAAAGGACCUGGUCUCAGCCUCAGGGCUGAGAGUGUGAGGACACCAAGGCCAUCUGGCUCCCAGGAUGUCCAUCCAGCUGGGAUUACAGAGUCACCGUCUGUAAACACCUCCUGGGCAAACUGCCACUGUCUGAGAUGAAAUAACAAAACUAAAACCAAAAUGGUAACUGAAGCACAGGGAACCCUUCGCUGUGUUUUUUUUAGAAAAAGAAGUAACUUCAGGAAGAAGCCUGUUAAUAAAUGUGGGACUGCUCCUUUUCUUCUCAAGGGAAUUAUUUCACUUCAUCUUAAUUUGGAUAUUUUUGUGUUUUCCUAUAUAGGAAGAGUUUCAUAUUGUCAUUGUCCUAUGACAAAGAUACUAAAUGUACCCUGAGCAAAAAAUAAACCAAACAUAUGCAUAGGAA